UGGUCAGCGAUGCCGGGAACUCUCCUCGUGACACGCUGCCGGUAUAAAAACCUAGAGUGCUCUCUUCGCGUAGCCCUGUUUUUUUGAGGGAAAAAUGUAUCGUCUCGGUCAACAGUCUAUUUUCAAGAUCGCUUUCAUAUCCUCUUUAUCUUUUGUGCCACGGGAACAUUUUCAUUUUACGAGACAAUAUAUUAAAAGCUGGUUGUGUAUCGGCUGAUUUUUGAUCAAAUCAUUCGUUUAUCUGCACGAAAAUGCCAAGGACCAAGAAAAAGAACAGCAGGGGGGGGCAGCAAGCUAAUGUGCAGCCUUUCAGUGAUGAGGAUGCCUCCAUUGAGACCCUCAGUCAUUGCAGUAGCUUCAGUGAUGCCACCAGUGUAGCAGAUGAAGGUGGAGAGGCCAGUGAGGAUGCGGCACGGGAAGAGUUCCAGUACAAGUUGAAGGGGUUUAUAGACAGCACAGUGGAUAAGAGUGCUAAGACCAGACAGGGUGCACUGGAUGGGCUUAAGACUGCUAUGGCCACUCGAAUCUUAUACGAGUUCAUCUCAGAAAGAAGGAUGACCAUCACAGACAGCAUUGAACGCUGCCUCAAGAAAGGCAAAGGCGAGGAGCAGCGAGCAGCAGCUUCUUUAGCCUGCCUGCUGUGUAUCCAACUGGGCUCAGGUAUUGAGAGCGAGGAGGUGUUCAAAACCCUGAAACCUAUCUUCAAAAACAUCCUGGCAGAUGGAUCAGCCAACAUACAAGCCAGACAGGCCGUGGCAACAAGUCUGGGCCUCUGUUCUUUAGUUGCAGAAGAUGACAUUUUGGACGUACAUACCACCAUGGAGUGCUUUGAGAAUGUAUUCACCCAGUCUUAUGCGAGGAUGGAUGGUAUGAAUCCUCAAACAAGCCAGCUCCAUACCAACGCCCUGCUGUCUUGGGCACUGUUGCUCACAAUCUGCACUGCCGACCAAAUCAAAGACAUCCUGCGCAAACACCUGACCAAACUGCCAAAGUUGCUGGAGAGUGAGGAUGUCAACAUGAGGAUUGCUGCAGGGGAGACCAUUGCCUUGCUCUUUGAACUGGCCCGAGAUAUGGAUUCUGACUUUGAGUUUGACAGUUGGGAUGAGCUGUGUGAUAAACUGAGCGCUUUGGCCACAGACUGUAACAAGCACAGAGCCAAGACAGACAAGAGGAAGCAGCGGUCUGUGUUCAGGGAUGUACUCAAAGCUGUUGAGGAGGGUGACUUCCAAUCUGAGACCAUUCGCUUUGGGAUAGAACGCAUGACUAUUGAUAGCUGGGUCAGAAAGAGGACCUAUGAUGCCUUCAGAGAGUUUGUGGGCUCUGGGAUGAACUACCACCUACAGGCAAAUGAAUUCAUCAGAGAUGUGUUUGAACUCGGACCACCCAUGUUGGUUGAUUCCGCCACAAUGAAGGCCAUGAAAAUCUCUCGCUUUGAAAGGCAUCUCCACAAUUCUGCUGCCUUCAAGGCUCGGACCAAGGCCAGAAGCAAGUUCAGGGAUAAGAGGGUGGAUGUGGGAGAAUUUUAAAUUUUUUUUUUUUUUUUUUCAUUUUUUUUCCUCACUUUGACUUUGAUAAUCUCUAUCAGGCUGCAUGUUUUAGAUGAAUUGUCACAAAUUUGUGUUCACAUGAUUUUUCCCUCAAUCUAUAUUUUGAAUAUCAAACGUGUUCUGUAGCCUUAAAAGGUGGCUGUUUCACAGAAGCUGUGCUUUGUAGUGGAGAAAACAGCCUUGUUACAGCCACGCUUCAAAUUUCCAGGGGGUGAAUAUUUGAUAAUCAAAAAUUAGGUUUUAGUUGGAGCAUAACUUUAAUAUAUCCACACAUGAACAGUGGUGUUGUACACAUAGUAUACUUUUUUUUUUUUCUGUUACUAUUCAUUGAAGCCUAUUUUUGAACUUUGUAAUAAAUGAAAUAAUUUUGGCUUCAUUUGUUCUACAUCAUAUAGUUUUAUUUAGCAGUGUGACUAACUUAACCCUUUGGAUUUAUAUUAAUUUGCACUAUUUAUUUAACCUUGAGCAGAUCAUUUCUGUAUAACAGUCCAUAUUGUGUUGUAUUUUAGUACUAGGUGUCUAAUCUGGAUGGUGAAGUAAAUACCAAAAAGCUGUAACAAGUGGG
This is a messenger RNA of Monopterus albus (swamp eel), 2112 nucleotides long. It is a transcript of the gene ifrd1, whose product is annotated as interferon-related developmental regulator 1. The transcript is spliced from 12 exons. Gene Ontology annotation, cellular component: nucleus. The record is from RefSeq and is a predicted model, not a curated record. NCBI's taxonomy places the organism in Eukaryota, Metazoa, Chordata, Actinopteri, Synbranchiformes, Synbranchidae. Bases 252 to 1526 code for a protein of 424 amino acids.